GCGCGCGCAGCCCGGCACGCCUGACGCGGCCCAAACCCACUGCUCCUGUACAAGGUUGUCGGCGUUGGUGCCCGCUGUGGUCCAGAGCGACGCUAUGAUCUACAACACGGAGUCCUCGCUCUUCCAGAGCUUCCUCUCCUCGGGCAAGCACAAGCCGACCAGCGACGAGGUGAUCGAUGCGCUGAACGUGAUCAAGGCGGAGACGCCGAACCGGAGCCCCGAGCAGAUGGCGGCGACGUUGAGGGCGAAGUACCCGCAGUGGGUCCUCGAGGACCUGGACUGGGCAGAACUCAGCCGCAAGAUGGGCGACGACGAUUAAUUGCCGUGUCCGUGGCGACAGCGCGGCGGCGACGGCGCGGCGGCGCAGCGCUCCGCACCGGCCGUGUGGCACGGCGGUGCGGUUGGGUAAAUUGACUUGACUUCUCUCCUAGAUAUACGCC
Messenger RNA from Pelagomonas calceolata, 440 nucleotides. Lineage: Eukaryota; Pelagophyceae; Pelagomonadales; Pelagomonadaceae. The record is from the annotation of a GenBank genome assembly.